AUGUACCUGUCGGCUGCUCAACAACCUCAGCAUCGAGAGUUUGUUCAGCAUCCCGCCUCCGUUCCACGCGCUGCGACAUUGCAGCUCGGCAGCCGAAGCCCAGACCUUCGCUCCAUGGAAAGGAGUGCCCAGGAAUACUCGCAGUCAGGUUUGCCUUCGCCCUAUCCAAGCGUCCUAGGCGACUCCCAGUCUGAAGCUUCCUCCGCAGAUCACGCGUCUGCUGCUCAGUACUCCAGCUCUGGUGAACCGCGUUCCGCGAACUACUCCACGUCGGCUACGCCCACCUCAGAAUACGGAGUCUAUCCGCCUUCAGCGAGGUCAGGUUCGUUCCCUGAGCAUAUUCAGCGCGCAUCAUACCAUCCAGCAAGCAACCACGGCGGCAGCAGCGGAGGUAUGGCGCAAACACCAACAAGUCCGUCCAUGCCUUCUCAAGAUGGACGCAACCAUCAACCCCAGCAAGUCAAGUCUAACGACGAUAUCCCCCUAGAUCCCUCGCUUGCAGCACCCAGCCCUACGUACGGCCAGAGCCAGUACUCACCGUACGGUCCGCCCCAACAUCACGACAACAUGCAGAGCUACCCGCAGAGCGGUAGCCUCUACCCACAGGCGCGGCCUGACUGGGGAGCUUACGGCCAACCCGGCCAGAUGCACCCGCAUCACCCUUACCCACCUACGCCGACAUCUGUCGCGCCUCCCGGCCGACCUGCUCAGGUUUACUCGUUCGUUCCCAUUCCUGGAGCGCAGCAGCACAAGCGUCCCCGCAGAAGAUAUGAGGAAAUUGAGCGUAUGUACAAGUGUGGAUGGAAUGGCUGCGAGAAGGCCUACGGCACCUUGAACCACUUGAAUGCCCAUGUCACCAUGCAAUCGCACGGACAAAAGCGAACACCUGAAGAAUUCAAGGAAAUCCGCAAGGAGUGGAAGGCCCGCAAGAAGCAGGAGGAGGCUGAUCGCAAGGCCGCCGAAGAGGCUGAACGCCAGCGUCAGGCUCAAGAGGCCGCCGCUCAUAACGGUGCACCUGGCCCUGAGGCUGCCGCUGGCCAGCCUGGGCAACCUUACGGUAGUGGUAGCUUGCCUCCUAUCCGGUACCCUACCGCUGGUAGCCAGUACCCCGCUCCCCCGUCGUCUGUUCCUCAGCAACCGCUUCCAGAGUAUACCAGCCCUACAAAUAGCAUGUACCCUGGACACUACCCGCCAGCGUCGCCUUACGCAGCCCCCGGUCAGCAGCAGAUGUACAGCCAGCGUCAGUAA
This is a messenger RNA of Neoarthrinium moseri, 1248 nucleotides long. RefSeq lists its product as uncharacterized. The transcript is spliced from 3 exons. The coding region runs from base 1 to 1248 and encodes 415 amino acids. The record is from RefSeq and is a predicted model, not a curated record. NCBI's taxonomy places the organism in Eukaryota, Fungi, Ascomycota, Sordariomycetes, Amphisphaeriales, Apiosporaceae. Gene Ontology annotation, biological process: regulation of DNA-templated transcription.